UUGAAGAUGCAAGAAAUGCAAUGUUAAAAUAUCUUAAAAGAAUCGAAAAAGUUGAUGCUUUUGAUACUUUUGAUAAAGGUAUUAAAGCUGCAAAAAAAUAUAAAGAAUUGAAUAAUCAAUGUGCUUAUGAUAUAGUAUUCAUUAGGCUUUAUGAAAAUAAUGAAGAGGAGGUCAUGAAUGCAAUAUCAGACUUAAGAGGAUUAGAAAUGAAUAAUAAUGAUUUAGUAAUAAUCUUUAUAGUAUUUCCAAAUAAUGAAGAGAGUGAAUUAGCAGAGAAAUUAAUUAGAAAAGUUGGAGGAAUAAUUACUAUUCUUUACACUCCAAUUACAUGGAAAAAAUUAAUUAACCUUAUCCUUAAGCGAAACUAUGAAAACAUAAAUUUUGUCUAUUAA
Messenger RNA from Racocetra persica, 392 nucleotides. NCBI's taxonomy places the organism in Eukaryota, Fungi, Glomeromycota, Glomeromycetes, Diversisporales, Gigasporaceae. The record is from the annotation of a GenBank genome assembly.